CGCAUGCACACAGUCGAAGAAUCCUGCGAGGAUGUUACAUUCUUAACUAGGAUAAGGAAAAUAUUUAAAUGCCGUUUUACAGAAUGACUUCUUGUCAAACUGGAGUUCGUUUUAAGCGGCUUGCGUCGACUUUGCAUUAAAACGAUAUAAUGCAUAGUUCGAUUUGCAUUUUCAUCUGAGAAAAAAAUCUGGCACUACUAUUAUUGUUAUAUUGCACGGAUACUUUUGCUCAAGUUAAAAUGGAUUCGCUCAAGGAAUUACCUAUGCCUUCAAAGGUUUAAAUGCAAACAAGUACGCACGAAGGGUCUCUUACUGGUAUGAGAUGUUGCUAGCCUCGGCCGUGGUAGUAUGGGAAUGGCUGAACGAGCACGGGCGCUGGCGACCCUACAGCCCGGCGGUCUCUCAUCACAUCGAGGCGGUGAUCCGCAGCGACCCUCGCGGCGCUGGGAGCGUCGUACUGGGCCAGGUCGACUCGCGUCUCUCGCCGUACAUCAUUGACCUGCAGUCUAUGCACCAAUUUCGUCAAGAUACCGGUACUCUUAGACCCGUGCGUCGAAGCUUCUAUGACCCACGAUCGGCACCAGGGCAGGGUUGGGUUUGGGAAUGGGAAAAUGACUCGGGCUCAUGGACGCCAUAUGACACCGAGGUUAGCAUUGCCAUCCAGGCAGCCCGGGACCGGCAACAGCCCUGGCUGGACUUAACACCAUUGGGCUUCUGCUACCUCAUAGACCUGCAGAGUAUGACACAGAUCAAUGGACAGACGCAGCGGCGCCGAAGAAUCCAAAGGCGCUCAGACCUGGCUUAUCCACUUGUGUCUGGCCCUUUGCCUAAACCCCAUGCUUGGUCAUCUGCUGGAAGUGGUGGACUCCUGGGGGUGGGGGUUUCAGGUGUGAGCGGAGGAAAUGGCAGUGCCUAUCCUAGUGGAGCUCUUCCGGCUUCUGCCAUUACUUCAUUGGGUCAACCAUGUUCCUGCCAACAAUGUAUGCUAGUAUUGGGUGUCAAGACCCCUAGCAUGGCACAAACUCUGGGGCGUAAACCGCCGCCGACACCUAAGCCACCAAGCCCUAAAGCACCGCCAAGGGGACAUUCGUACUCGCUAACUCUGCCUCACCCUCCUUCCCUUUCCAGAGUACUCUCCCCACAUAGAAACUCCACCUCUGGUGCCAGUGGAGGUUUUGGACACUCGCUCUCGCUCCUUGGCUCAGCCACUGCUGCCCUGUCAAUAUCCUCCAACCGCCCUCCUCCACCUGCUGUACCGCCACCCCCACCUCCUUCUGCUACACCCCACACUACUUCCACACCCAACCCUACCGUACCUACACCCUCCAACGCCCUUAUAUCUACAGCGACAACCUGCGCUCCCACGCCCUCUGCUCGGGUUUUGGGUCCUGUUUCAACAGCAUCAGCAGCGUGUGCUGCCCCAGUGCCACCUCGCAGCAGCCUGGCUGGCCUUAGCCGCCCCGCCCUGCAAAGAAUUGCCAUGGCACAGUCACGAGCGCUCAUUGCAUCAGGAGUGCCCACUGUUCCAGUGAAGAAUUUAAAUGGGUCCAGUCCUGUUCACCCAGCUUUGGCAGGUAUCACUGGUAUUCUAAUGAGUGCCGCUGGACUCCCAGUCUGCUUGACCCGCCCACCCAAACUUGUGCUCCACCCUCCUCCCGUCAGCAAGAGUGACAUCAAACCUGUGCCAGGUCUUGGCCACUGCUGCCGCAAGACCACAAAGAAGCAGGCCCGCAAAGGUAGAACUUCAGAGGAAGUUGUUAGAAGAUAUCUCCAGAAGGUCCGCAACCCACCAGAGGAGGAUUGUACCAUAUGUAUGGAAUCUCUUUGUGGUCCUUCUGGCUAUAAAGGCCCAGGUGUCGGUGGCAUUUCUCGGGCAGAGUCAGUUGGACGCCUCUCUCAGUGUGGACAUCAGUACCACCUGCAGUGCCUGGUGGCAAUGUAUAACAAUGGCAACAAAGAUGGAAGCCUGCAGUGCCCCACCUGCAAGACCAUCUAUGGUGUUAAAACAGGAAACCAGCCACCUGGCAAGAUGGAAUACCAUGUCAUUCCUCAUUCACUUCCUGGGCACCCGGACUGCAAAACCAUUCGGAUUAUCUAUAACAUACCCCCUGGCAUUCAGGGUCCUGAGCAUCCCAAUCCUGGUAAGCCCUUCACAGCACGUGGAUUUCCAAGGCACUGCUACCUCCCUGACAGUGAGAAAGGCCGCCUUGUGUUGAAGCUGUUGCUGGUUGCAUGGGACCGCCGGCUGAUCUUCUCUGUUGGCACAUCCAGUACUACAGGUGAGACAGAUACAGUCAUAUGGAAUGAGGUGCACCAUAAGACCGAGUUCGGCUCCAACCUGACAGGCCAUGGUUACCCUGACUCCGGUCACCUCGACAACGUCCUAGAGGAGCUGAGGGCGCAAGGCAUCACUGAGGAAGAGUGUCUGAGAGACUAAAAUCUCAACCCAAAAAGACUGAAUGUUUUGUUAGUGUUGCCAAAUCUGAAUUCAAUUCCCAGCUCAUGUUUCUCAGAAUCCUGAGGGAUGUUUGAAAUGUACAAAGUUGAAGGACUCCGAAAGAUCAGUAAGUUCAUUGCUAAAAUUCUUUUAAAUGCUGAUAGGCCUCCUACUGCUUAAAAACAUUGUUUAAGCCUGUCAGAUGUGGGAUGGUCAAAUGCGAGAACUGUAAUUAAUAAACAAUCUUGCACUGUGUGUGCUAUUGUGGUGAAGCUGGUUUUUUUUAGUAUUUCAGGUACUCGUUAGCACCACAAAAGCUAUAUUUACAGUGCAAUUUUGUCAGUAGUUCAACCUGUGCAGACAUACAUGAGGACCGAACUGCCAGUGUCUGUUUAACCAUUUAUUGUAUUGUAGUUCUGUGAAGGAUACGCAAAACAAAAGUACUUCUGUGCAUGUAGUUGUAUCAUUUGGCACGGAGAACUUGCAUCCUCAGUCUAACUGAGGCCAACACUUGUCGCUAACUCGGAAAGCUCCAGUUGCAGUUUUAGUGAAUGUUUACUGCCUCUUAGUGGCACUUGUUAACAUGCUGUACAUUCCAGUAAUAACCAUGGAAUUUAUUUGACAACAUAGUUUUCAAAACGUUUGCAGUAUUAACAUUAACCACUUAUAUUUGUACUUAUUUUAUUGUAUGUUUGGUUGUUUUAUAUCAUUCAAAUAAGAAAACUGUAUUGUAAUUUUGGGGUAAAAGCAAAUGUUUGCCUAACGUGCCCCGUUCACACUGCCAGCGAAAGAGCGACAUGAUCUCAUUCAUUUCAAUGGUAGCAUUGCGACAACCAGUGACACGAGCGACCGUUGGUGACAGAAAGUGGGCUACAAAGUUGAGAUUUGCUCAACUUUAUGCAAAUGAUGAGCGACUUUCGGGAGCGACUACGAAUAGGAGCAACGCAACGGAGCUCACGUCAUCCGUCUCCCGUCUGUUACUGCAGGGUUUGUUUAUAACUGUUACCAGAGCAACCAAAGCUAGAAACGCCUUCUCACAACUUUUUUGUCAGAGAUGAAAGAAUUAUGAACGGGGCAUGUGCAGAACUGAGCCAAUCUCAUUAUAGGCAUCAGUGCUACAUUCAUGUUGUGAAAUCAUCAUCUUAGGACAGAACAAGCCAAUAAGGUUUAGAAUCUCCAAAGUUGAAGGUAAGAGGUGUUUUGUAAUGGUUAUGAAGAGAGAUUUUGAUCAAAUUCUGCCUCUCUGGUCUUUAGUAGGUCUAUAAUGGACCCGUUUACAAAGCUGUUGACGAAAAGUCUGCAUGUAUGUACAUGCAAAUGUGUAAGCUUACAUUUAUAGUUGAUGUGCUGUAUGUAUGUUUUAUGUACACAAUUCAUUUUUCCCUUACAUCCAAAAGCAUGUUGUGGAAGUAAAUGGGUUUUUUCUUGUAUCAUUUUUAUAAUAUACUUUUACUUCAUUUUUUCUUAUAAGCUUAUUAUAGCUUAUAUUAUAUUAUAUAAGCUUAUUAGGUUUUUUUCCACUGAAGUUUUACUUUCAUUUAUUGCACUUGAUUGUAUGAUUUGAUUUGCUGUCCAAGUUCCUCAUGAUAGUUGCUGUGGAAACUACAGUGAAAAUGGCAUCUCUGCCAGGAUGAAAACUGUGAAGACAGAGAAUGGAGCUAAGAAAACUAAUGUUGCUGUGUAAUAUAAAAUGUACCAAAAGAACUCUUGCAUAUUAAAUAGCUGCUGGAUCUCUGAAUAAAUAUUAAAGGUACUCAAAAAAAAUGUUGGUCUAACUGCUGAUCUUUGUCACAUUCGCUAGCACACCUAAAAUGUAGAGCUUUUUUGAAUACCUUUUCUGUCAGUGAGUCACCAAACAAUUUACACAGCAGGGGGUGAUGUUUAGCUGAAAUAAACAUUAAAAUAAAUGUAUAAUUUUAGGGCAGCAAGAAGCUUUUGGGUAUGGGCGGGUCAGAAAAAAAUAAAGGU
Molecule: messenger RNA, 4405 nt
Organism: Triplophysa rosa
Lineage: Eukaryota; Metazoa; Chordata; Actinopteri; Cypriniformes; Nemacheilidae
Gene: dtx4a
Product: deltex 4, E3 ubiquitin ligase a
Exons: 9
Coding region: 323-2437 (704 amino acids)
Biological process (GO): protein ubiquitination; Notch signaling pathway
Cellular component (GO): nucleoplasm
Molecular function (GO): zinc ion binding; ubiquitin protein ligase activity
Source: RefSeq, a predicted model, not a curated record